AUAUGCUGUUGAUAAAUAUUGUAGAAUGACAGAAGACAGUAAGAUGAAUUUUAAAUAUAGAAAUUAAAGACCUACGAGGGCGUUCAUUCCGAAUGAAGGAUGAAGAUUUUGGAAAAUAAAAAUUGAUCAAAGCAAGUGAUGAACUACUAAUAUAUUAUAUAUUUCUAUGGUAAUAGAUGAAGAGCAAAAGCCACAUAAAUGUCACAAUAUGAAAUGUUAUACACAUAUCCAUAAAAACUGAUUUUAUAUUUAUACAUAAAAUUUACGUUUUAAAUUAGUUUUUAUAAAACAUAUACCAUGAAUAGAACACAAGGUAGGCCUUUUGGUCCUGAUGGAUGUCAAGUACCUGUCGGUAAGGGUAUUUGUGGUGAAACAAGGACAUUGGAUAUAAUAAAUGAAUUUAAAAGACUCUAUGAAGAAAAAAUCAAAGAAAUAGAUAACGCUGGUGGUGGAGAUUGUAUGCAGGAAAAAAUUAAGCUCCAGCAAGACUGGAUUGGUGACCUAACAGAACAGAAUGAAAUGCUCGUAAGAGCUGUUGAAGAAUUGGAACAUGAAGCUACAGAAAGAGUAAAUAUGCUGGAAGACAAAUUACAGCAAAGUGCUCAAUGCAUCUGUGAGGUGAUGAACAGAUACAGGGAAUAUGAUGUCACAAGUGCCAUACUGAAAGAACCACAACAAAAAAUAUUCAAUCUGGAGAAUGACCUGAAGAAUUUAAUGGAAUUUAUAAGGCGCAUACGCGAAGAUAAUGAAUGGAGUGUAGGAGGUUUAAAAUUUUAUGAAAUAUCCUAUCAGGACCUUUUCGGAAAAAAUGGCGAAGCAGAUUUUUUUGUGACAAAAAACAAUAUUUCUAGGUCUUUAAUUGGUGAUAUCAUUAAGGAGGAGAAGAAAGUCAAAGAUAGAGAAUGCAAAAUUCAGGAAUUGCAAAUGAAAAUUGAUGAUAUCGAAAUUCUAACUAGAGAACUUCAAUCAAAAAAAGAAGAGUGUGAUACUUUGCAACAGAAUAUGGUUGACAUGAGACAAGCUUUGACAGAAGAGGUUGCUUCCAAACAUGAUACAAUACUGAAACUGAAGAGGGAUUGUCAAGAAUUAGAAGAUAGGUGUAUACAAGCUGAUAAACAAAUAGCUUUCAAAGAUGAUAUAAUCAGGGAAUUAAGGAAAGAAAUAAAACAGCUGAAACACCAGGUUACACAAGACGAAAUCGGUAAUUUGACUAGAACGAUAGAUGAACUUCAAGGUACUUUGCAGAAAACAAAGCAACUGCAAGAAGACGAAGAAAAUAAAAAUGUUCAAAAAAUCAACACAUUGAAAAAUAUGAUUGAAGAAUUUGAAAAUAAAUUGAAAGAAGCUCAAGAAAAGACCAAGGUAUGUAAAAUCUGCAGAGGACGUUCCAGAGUGGGAUUUGCAGAUAACACAGAGGUAAGGAAUUCGAAUCCAUACAAUUUUACACAAGCUUUCAAACAGGUUAUUGUAGUUUAA
This is a messenger RNA of Leptinotarsa decemlineata (Colorado potato beetle), 1476 nucleotides long. RefSeq lists its product as uncharacterized. Gene Ontology annotation, molecular function: chromatin binding. Gene Ontology annotation, cellular component: chromatin; cytoskeleton; condensed chromosome. Gene Ontology annotation, biological process: mitotic chromosome condensation. The record is from RefSeq and is a predicted model, not a curated record. NCBI's taxonomy places the organism in Eukaryota, Metazoa, Arthropoda, Insecta, Coleoptera, Chrysomelidae.